UGCAUCCCACCGAGCAGCGUCUAUCAUCACUCCUCUGCCGCCCGCACAUCAGUCACACUAUUAGAGCGUAUUGGUAUUAUAGUGAUAGUAAAUGUGUGGGGCGGGUGGGCGUGGCCGGCGUCUUUGCGGUUGCUAGGAUACAGAAUGGACGCCAGUAGUUACCGGGCAUACAGAGUUGAGGGACGAGAACUCACAGCAGUAAGAUGGCAGCGUCUCUGCGUAACGCCGAUGCCCAGCUCAAGAGCUACAUCAGGCAGCAUUCCCUACCCCGGGUCUAUGAGGCUUUACUCUGUGGACUGUGUGCUACAUGCCCAGACAAUCCUCUGCAGUUUUUAGAAGAGAAGAUAAAAGAAUUGUUGGAGAAAGGUCAUCAUUCACUUUUAUGGGAUGUCUACAUAGAUGAAAGACGAAAACCAAGAGUAAAGGCAAUGGCAGGAAGCUAUCUAGAAUACCUUUUUGGGCAGGAUGAAGAUCAGUUGGUGUCGCCAGAGCUAUUUAAAAAGGCAUAUUCAUUUUACAUCAACAAAUUGCAGAGGGUGUACUUUGAUGCGUGGCUAGAGUACUGUGCAGCAAGGAAAGCCAGAAAACUCGACACACAGGUCAAGCUGCACAAUGCUGAGGCUCACCAUGCAAAAACCCAGUUGAAGUCCAUAAUACAUCGAUGGGAUCAGUGGGCGAAAUUUCGCAAUCAACAGCAUAUCAAGGCUGCAACAAAUAUUCAGAGUGUUUUUGAUGGUGCCUUCAUGAAGAAAGUCCUGAAAGCAUGGAAUGCUGAAACUCAGGACUCUAGAAAGAAAAGGGAAUACUUUGAGCUUUUGGAAAGAGGAGAUAUGGAUGAUCUUGGAAAUUUCAGUCCCUCUACAAUGAAAGAAGGUGAAGAUGAUGUGUCACAAUUACCACAAAGGGCAGUUCUUAAGAUAUUUGGCUUUAUGGAUUUGAUAGACCUAGCAAGGAGUUCUCAAGUAUGCCGAUCUUGGAAGAUAAUAGCACAAAAUAGUUCACUUUGGAAUAGCAUUGAUUUCUCUUCAGUGAGACAUCGUAUUCAAGACAAAUUUGUCAUCAAUGUACUGCGAAAGUGUCGUCCUUUUGUCAUACGCUUAAAUCUCCGGAGGUGUUCUUCACUACAUUGGUCCACGUUUAAAGGCAUAGGUGAAUGUAGGAAUCUGCAAGACUUAAAUGUGUCAGAGUGCCAAACCUUAAAUGAUGAAGCAAUGAGAGUUAUUUGUGAAGGAUGUCCAGCAUUACUUUAUCUUAACCUAUCACAUACUGAUAUAACUAACACCACUCUACGAGUUAUGUCAAGAUAUCUGCUCAACCUGCAAUAUCUCAGUUUAGCUUACAGCAAAAAAUUUACAGACAAAGGCUUACAGUACCUGGGAUCUGGGAAAGGAUGUCACAAGAUCAUCUACUUGGAUGUGUCCGGCUGCUCUCAGAUCUCAGUUGAUGGCUUUAAAUAUAUAGGUUCUGGAUGCAGCUCUCUUCAGCACCUGAAAAUAAAUGACAUGUUUACUCUGACAGACAACUGCAUUAUAACUCUGCUUGAGAAGUGCCAGAACAUUGUUUCAGUGUCUCUGCUGGGCUCACCUCAUCUUUCUGAUGCAGCUUUCAAAGUUCUGGCUCAAGAACGGAAGCUUGUGAAAAUCAGGAUGGAAGGUAAUAAUCGGAUUACUGAUGCCAGCAUCAAAGCAAUUAGCAGGUCCUGCCCUAGCCUGAACCACAUUUAUAUAGCCGAUUGCCAGAAAAUUACUGAUAUCAGUCUAAAGGCGAUUUCCUCACUGAAGAACAUUACUGUAUUUAAUGUAGCAGACUGCAUCAGGAUCAGUGAUCCAGGUGUACGACAAGUUCUAGAAGGCCCAUCUGGAAUCAAAAUACGAGAAUUAAAUUUAACAAACUGCCUACGUGUCAGCGAUUUAUCACUUCUUAGAAUAGCACAAAAGUGUCACAAUCUAAACUUUCUGAGCCUCCGCUUCUGUGAGAAUGUGACUGAUUCUGGCAUUGAACUCCUUGGCAAUAUGACUUCACUCAUUUCCAUUGACAUUUCUGGCACCAGCAUUACAGAUAGAGGACUGACAGCUCUUGGGCUUCAAAGCAAAAUAAGAGAACUUUCUGUAUCAGAAUGCCUGGGGAUCACAGACAUUGGAAUUCAGAAAUUUUGCCAUCAAUCAAGGGAUUUAGAACUGCUGGAUAUUUCACACUGUUUGCAGGCAACAAAUAACACACUGAAAACCAUAGCAUUUUGCUGUAAGAUGCUCACAUCCAUCAACAUUGCAGGGUGUCCAAAGAUUACAGACAUCAGUAUCCAGUAUCUCUCCAGGGGCUGCCGUUACCUGCAUAUUAUGGAUAUCUCUGGUUGUAUCCAUCUUAGUGACAAGGCACUGAAGUAUUUACAAAAAGGUUGCAGACAACUCCGUACAAUAAGAAUGUUCUACUGUAAAAGUAUUACCAAGGCACUUGUCUUGAAAGUUGAAUACAAGUAUGAAACACUGGAAUACAGUACAGAUGAUCCUCCACCCUGGUUUGGAUAUGACCGUCACGGUAACGUACUGAAUGGUGUGUCACAUCCAGGGGAGACUGAAGAGGAAACAGCUGAUGAGCCAAUGGAUGGCUAGCAGACAGUUCUGUAUUAAGCCAUGACUUUUUUUCUGAGAUG
Molecule: messenger RNA, 2650 nt
Organism: Pseudophryne corroboree (corroboree frog)
Lineage: Eukaryota; Metazoa; Chordata; Amphibia; Anura; Myobatrachidae
Gene: FBXL13
Product: F-box and leucine rich repeat protein 13
Exons: 21
Coding region: 204-2609 (801 amino acids)
Biological process (GO): SCF-dependent proteasomal ubiquitin-dependent protein catabolic process
Cellular component (GO): SCF ubiquitin ligase complex
Molecular function (GO): protein binding
Source: RefSeq, a predicted model, not a curated record